CUCACGCAUCCAGAGCUUCCACCAGCAAGACUCUCAACCACCCUCCCGCCACAUCUUUUCACAUCGUUGGGAAGAAGAGGACAUAGGCCUGUUCGAUUCCCUUCCCAGGCCUUGCCAUACCGAGUCCCUUUCGCAAUUGCUUCAACGUCAUCAUCAUCUCCCCGCUUAGCCAAGAUGUCGCAACACGCCUUAUCCGACCAGCAGGUCGACAAUGAGCUCCGCAAGAUGACCGCCUUCAUCAAGCAGGAAGCCAUGGAAAAGGCCCGCGAGAUCGAGAUCAAGGCCAACGAGGAGUUCGAGAUCGAAAAGUCAAAGCUCGUCCGCCAGGAGACCGACGCCAUCGACACCCAGUACGAGAAAAAGUUCAAGCAGGCCACCAUGUCCCAGCAAAUCACCCGGUCGACCGUCGCCAACAAGACACGGCUCAAGGUGCUCGGCGCCCGGCAGGAGCUGCUCGACAGCAUCUUCGACGAGGCCCGGAAGCAGCUCGCCUCGGGGGUUAGCGACAAGGAUAAGUACCAGAAGACGCUGACCGGGCUCGUGCUGGAGGGCUUCUACGCCAUGAACGAGUCGGAGGUGCAGCUUCAGGCCAAGAAGGCGGACUACGAUGCUGUCAAGAAGGCCGUUGAGGAGGCGGCCAAGGAGUACAAGAAGGAGGUUGGCAAGGACGUUUCCGCCACAAUUGACGAGUCCAAUCCCCUAGAUGAUUCAACUGCCGGCGGCAUCAUCAUCCUCGGCGGAAAGGGAAAGAUUGACAUUGACAACACCCUAGAGGCCCGAUUGCAGCUGCUAGAACACGCUGCGGCACCGGCCGUACGAGAGAACCUAUUUGGAAAGAACCCCAACCGCAAAUAUUACGAUUAGAUUCAUUCCAGAAAUCACUUGGCAACAUAUAUCUUAUUACCUUGAUUCGAGAAAGGGGGGGAAGAUGAGAGAGUAGAGGGGCCAGCAUGUUGAAAGCUCCGAGGCAUGCAUUUUGUCGACUUAGUCUGUGCUUUUUUUUCUAGCUUAGAUGUUGUAUCAUAUGUCAUUACAAAGCUAAGUUUCGUUCUUCUAAUCAAAUACUCAAUGAAACAAAUCCUCAGGCCCGCGGGCUACCCGAUAUAUGCUCUCCAAACGCCAUUGUUUCUCAAAUCCAUCAAUGCAAUACCAAAUAACAUCAAUUACAAGAAAUGCUCCUGAUUUCUUCUUUCUUCAAUCGCUCUCUGCUUGCGGC
Messenger RNA from Trichoderma atroviride IMI 206040, 1216 nucleotides. RefSeq lists its product as uncharacterized. NCBI's taxonomy places the organism in Eukaryota, Fungi, Ascomycota, Sordariomycetes, Hypocreales, Hypocreaceae. Gene Ontology annotation, molecular function: proton-transporting ATPase activity, rotational mechanism. Gene Ontology annotation, biological process: proton transmembrane transport. Gene Ontology annotation, cellular component: proton-transporting two-sector ATPase complex, catalytic domain. The record is from RefSeq and is a predicted model, not a curated record.